Gadus chalcogrammus (walleye pollock) is the source of this 1894-nucleotide messenger RNA. RefSeq names its product tubulin polyglutamylase complex subunit 1 (gene tpgs1). Gene Ontology annotation, molecular function: microtubule binding. The transcript has 2 exons. Bases 210 to 1220 code for a protein of 336 amino acids. The record is from RefSeq and is a predicted model, not a curated record. Gene Ontology annotation, biological process: protein polyglutamylation. NCBI's taxonomy places the organism in Eukaryota, Metazoa, Chordata, Actinopteri, Gadiformes, Gadidae.
UUCAAUUUUAUCCCGAUAGGGGGCGUUGUGCCCCCAUUACGUCGACCAGGCGUGAGGCGCGUCCGUGACAACCACAACAGACGGAGACAUCUUGUGCUGGUGCACUGCAUGGUGGUUCCUGUGUAGUAUUAUAUACAAACGACUAGAAUAUUUCUCACAUCAGACAAUCGAUCCAGCAAAUCUCUUCUGUUUACUACCCAAGGGUAACAAUGGCGGAGAAGCGCAGAUCGGGUGGGACUGCGCCGGUUCUGCCCGAGGUCAAACCAACCCAGUCAGAGAGCGACAGGCUGCUCCUCUCUCAGCUCGGAGUCGGGGAGCUGCUCCGCGGGGCAAUUCUGAAGAUGGUGGAAGCCAGGUCGGACGACCCCAUCGGGUUCCUGGCGGACCACUUCUGCAACCUCGCCUCCGUGUCGGAGAGCGUCGGGACGCCCGGCGUCUCUGACGGUGACCAGGUGAACGGCGUGCCGAGCGCAUGCGCACAGGAGCAGCAGCAUCUCAACAGAGCUCUGUGGCAUCUGCGACUAGCCCAUCACUCCCAACGGUCUGUCCUAUUUAAAAUCAUCAGCUCCGCCUUCAGCAACAACCUGCUGCUGGCCUACGACCUGUUGAGCCACCCCACCUCCGCGCCCCCCGGGGGCCGCCCCGACCCCGCCGCCUCGGAGGGGCCCCCGGGGGAGGGCUGCCCAGGGGCCGGCGGAGGGGUGCGGGGGGGGCUGUACACCCAGACGCUCCAGUGCCUGUGCAGCGAGGGGGGGGUCCCGGCCUCCACCUCGGCCCCGCUCCUUCGCCGGCUGCACUGCCAGGCCCACGAGGCCGUGCCCUACGACCUCUUCCGGCAGGGCGUGCUCACCUGUGCCGUGUUCUCCGACUACAUCCGCCAGGCGCAGCGGCUCUACGCCCAGGUGGGCUGCCCGGCCGAGGGCCCCGCGUCCCGGGCCCUCUGCCUGGCCGUGCUGGGGACCCUGCAGGAGGCCCUGGAGACGUCGCAGGGCCCCGGGGCCCAGCGCUCCCCCAACGCCAACAACGCCAACGCCGCCCCGGAGGCUAACCUGAAGGCUAACCGCUACCUGGAGGCCAGCGCGAAGAUGUCCUCCCACAAGGUGGCCCAGGUCAUGGCCCGGGGGGGGCGGGCCCCGGGGCCCGGGGGGAACAUGGACGCCAAGGAGUUUGAGAACGCGGCGGCAGAGCUCUUCAUCGCCCGAGUGAGGGUGGUGUCCUAGAGGGGCGUGGCCUGGAGGAUGCUACCUAGAGGGGCGUGGUAAGGAGGGGUGUGGCCUAGAGGGGCAGGGCCUUGAAAGGUGUGGCCUGGAGGGGGGUCGCCAUGUCGUCUGGUUCCAACAGAUGUUCGUCUGUACCUUCAAAAUAAAAGUGUCAUGUAGCAGUUUAAAAUGAAAUAGGCAAGCUAAGUACAGAUUCAAAAGAAGUAGCAUAUGGAGGCUUAACUUAAUUUAUUUAUUUAAUAUUUAUAAUAAGGCUUGCAAAAAUUAUUUGAUGGCAAUUUGCUGACACUCAGACAUGAAAAAAGACUAAAAGACUUACUUAUAAGCUGCACGUUUAGUUGCUUACUUUGACUGUUUCCAACUGUCCAAAAAAAAACACAAGUCAAGUACUUCCUGUGGGAAAUCAGCUUUGCCAUCUAAAUUGCAAUGCAUUUGGUUUCAAACACAAAAAUUGCAUUGCAAUGACAUUUAUUGAAUGAUCAAAUAAAGUCCAUAUAUCUACCAAUCAUGUACAUAGUGGAACACAGAGGUCAUUGAAACAAACCUGUUGCCAAACAUAACAAAAUAAUAACUUUGUCAAAUAAAUCCGUGAUUGAGAUGCAUGUCAGAAUUCACAUUUGCUGUAUUAAUUUCGUCUGGAUUAAAAAUAUUCCAAAACUAAAAAAUGGCCGUAU